Molecule: messenger RNA, 1192 nt
Organism: Cyprinodon variegatus (sheepshead minnow)
Lineage: Eukaryota; Metazoa; Chordata; Actinopteri; Cyprinodontiformes; Cyprinodontidae
Gene: dnajc8
Product: DnaJ heat shock protein family (Hsp40) member C8
Exons: 9
Coding region: 51-803 (250 amino acids)
Cellular component (GO): nucleus
Source: RefSeq, a predicted model, not a curated record
AUCCUCUGGAUGUCACGUGACCCGAUACGUCACAUGUAAACCUGAGCAAAAUGGCGGCCGCUGGAGGAGAAUCUUCCUCUCAGACUGUUUCGGAUGAAUUAUUCCAAAGCUUUUACACCGAGGUGAAGCAGAUUGAGAAGAGGGAUUCUGUGUUAACAUCCAAGCAGCAGAUUGACAGGUUGCUUAGACCUGGCUCGUCGUACUUUAAUCUCAACCCUUUUGAGGUGUUGCAGAUUGAUCCAGAAGCAACAGAUGAGGAGCUGAAGAAAAGAUUUAGAGCUUUAUCGAUUUUGGUCCAUCCAGACAAAAACCAGGAUGAUCCUGACAGAGCACAGAGAGCCUUUGAAGUUGUUGACAAGGCCUACAAACUCUUACUGGAGCCCGAGCAGAAGAAGAGGGCAGUAGAUGUGAUCCAAGCGGGAAAGGAAUAUGUGGAACACAUGGUAAAGCAGAAAAAGAAGCAACUAAAAAAAGAUGGAAAACCUCAGGAUGUGGAGGAGGAUGACCCUGAUAUGUUCAGACAAGCAGUAUACAAACAAACUAUGAAGCUUUUUGCAGAGCUUGAAAUCAAAAGGAAGGAAAGAGAAGCAAAGGAAAUGCAUGAAAGGAAAAGAGCAAGAGAAGAAGAAAUUGAGGCAGCAGAGAAAGCAAAACGGGAAAGAGAAUGGCAGAAGAACUUUGAGGAAUCAAGAGAUGGACGGGUGGACAGUUGGCGGACCUUCCAAACAAAAGGAAAAAAAAAAGAGAAAAAGAACAGGUCCUUCCUUAAACCACCAAAAGUUAAGAUGGAACAGAGGGAGUGAUGCUGUCAGACUGUCAUCUUCUGUGAAUGCCCUACCUUGUCUGCAGUCAGCACAGUCAUAACCUGAUUUGUCAAAUGACAAGUUCCUUACCCUUACAAAUGUUAGUUUUGUACUUCAUUUUCUAUUGUACAUACUUGUGAUCUAGAUCUAGACGAUACAUCUUCCCCUAAUGUAACUCAAGCAUAAUGUCUUUUGUUUUUCACACACCAAUAAAGCUUGAUCUCCAGUGUCUUUACUGUGAUCUAAAGGAUCAGAACUUUUGUGCCAUUAGCUAGGUGCCCAUUUUAUGGAGAGAAGUGGCGAUUUUUUUCAUUGAAUACUUGGGGGGCUAAACCUCCCCUGUAAAUUCCAUAAAAUAUGCAUUGUCAAACGUCAAAUGUACUCAUUAA